AUGGAUCUUACCGCCCCCGUGGCCUGUUUGGGCUGCCGAGAAAAGCAUCUCAAAUGCGACGGCAAUCUGACCGGCUGUGCUCGCUGCCAGUCCUUGGGGCUCACCUGCCGCUUCGUGCCCUCCCGUCGUGGUCGCAAGUGUCGCCCAGCAGCACCAGCAGCAGUUCCCCACGACACCACCAGUCUGCCCACUCCCGACUCCAAUUCAAUACCGGUGGAUCCCAUCUCUUUCUCAACAGGUCCCUUCGGGCAAUGCCACAGCCUGGAAUACCCGCAGCAUGCGGGCUCCAUGCCUUGCGAUCAUGGGCUGCAGCUGAUCUCCCUGUACUAUCUCCACUUUCACCAAGCCCACCCGUUCCUGGCCCCCAUGCAAGUCCUGCUCGAGUCGGAAACCCCCACGUUCCUGCUUGAUAUUAUGGAGUUCAUCAGCCUCCAUUACUUGUCCCCGCAGCUGUUUCAGGAUAGCAGCGAGUCCCUUGGUCUGGCCGUGCAGGCUGCGGACCUGACCAUUGAAAAGGUGCAGGCCUUCCUGCUCCUCGCCAUUGUGCAUCACGGGCGACAGCAGGCCCCUGACGCCCGCUCAUAUCUGGGACAGGCCCUGCAGGGUGCACUGGACCUGGGUUUGCACCGUCGGGAGACCUCGGACGCCAUCCGUGCGGAUGCUCCCUUCCAGGCCGAGAGUCUGCGGCGCACCUGGUGGGAGAUCGUUGUGAUCGAUGUGCUGCUGGCGGCUGUCCAGGUCGAUGGGGUUUUGCAGUUCCACAUGGAAGAAACCCCCACCACGCCUCUUCCUGGUGAGCUGGAUCAGUAUCAGGCUAGCGACGUCAUCUCCGACCCCAACCCCUUUCCGUCCACCCUGGCGGAUCUGGAACAAAACGCUCUGUUCUGCGGUGAUGUGGAAUUCUCCCCGGGGGCUUACCGCGUCGAGGCUGCGUUGAUGCUUCGCAAUUGCCUCCGAGCCGGCCAGACGCAUGUCAGUGAGGAGACACUAGACAUACUGAACGCGGCCAACAUCGCCUGGUUCCAUCGACUGCCGCCACGCCAACGGUCCAUGCUUCAGCUCAAUGGGGUGCAGGACGAGCUGAUGACACAGGCCAUGAUGUUGAUGCACUGCGCCACCAUCUAUUUGCACUUCCCACGCUCCUGUCUGCUCGCAUUCCUGCCCGUCACAGGCCAGGUGAUGUGCUCAUCCCCGGCCUUAUUCGUCACCAGUACCCUGGACCCUCAAGUGCACACCCACAGGGUUAUCGAGGGGUCUGUUAGACUGUCUCAGCUAGCCGCCUUGUCCACCUCGGUUGUCAAUCAUACUCCUUUCUUUGCCUGCACCCUGGUCCUCAGUUCCGUUAUCCAAGUUGCCGCCAUGUUCAGCGAGAGUCUGCAUUCCUCUAAGGCGAGCCAGAGACAAUACCUAGCUCUCAACCUUGCCGUUCUAAAGUCUAUGGGACAAACCUGGCCCAUUGCUGCUGCUGCCUCACAACGAGUGCGUCAAGCCAUGAUCGAAGUCCACAAUGCGAUCCCACGAGCUGCCAACCUGUUGCUUGGGGAAGUCACCCCUCCUUCCUAA
This is a messenger RNA of Aspergillus luchuensis, 1563 nucleotides long. Its product is annotated as Zn(II)2Cys6 transcription factor. Bases 1 to 1563 code for a protein of 520 amino acids. NCBI's taxonomy places the organism in Eukaryota, Fungi, Ascomycota, Eurotiomycetes, Eurotiales, Aspergillaceae. Gene Ontology annotation, molecular function: zinc ion binding; DNA binding; DNA-binding transcription factor activity, RNA polymerase II-specific. Gene Ontology annotation, biological process: DNA-templated transcription; regulation of DNA-templated transcription. The record is from RefSeq and is a predicted model, not a curated record. The transcript has a single exon.